AGUGAAAUACUCAUAAAAAUGGCUUUUCGUGUAUGCCAACCUCUGCCACUCGUGAUUUUUGUAAUUGCUUUAGUUCUAUGUUCAGGUCCAACAACAGGCUUGAAGUUCCCCAAUUUGUUCCCCAAUUGCUUAGGAUUUUGCACUUCUGGGGAUGCCAAAUGCAACGAGCAAUGUAUUAGUAAAGGGUAUUCUGGGGGUUCAUGUGGUGACCAUUCUGGUUUGCUUUGUUGUUGUGAUAAAAAAUGAAUUAUAUUGUAACUAUGAAUUAUUGAUAUAUGAGACUGAUGAAUAAAAAUGUAC
Lotus japonicus is the source of this 300-nucleotide messenger RNA. RefSeq lists its product as uncharacterized. The transcript has 2 exons. The coding region runs from base 19 to 246 and encodes 75 amino acids. The record is from RefSeq and is a predicted model, not a curated record. Lineage: Eukaryota; Viridiplantae; Streptophyta; Magnoliopsida; Fabales; Fabaceae.